UCAGUUUUAGUUCAGUCAGUCCGUCAUCAGGGAAAAAAGAAAGAAGGCUGCGAAAAGUUUCGUUCGUUUGCCCGAAAUUUCAGCUUUUAUUUUGGAAAAGGUUUUCUCCCCGUUUCGAGUCGCGCUAGUUUCGAACUCCCGCGGAUCUGGUCCCGCCGUCAAAUUGUGCGUGUGUGCUGCAGUGGCCCCGGAAGUGGGUGAAAAUUGCGGAAAAGUGCUGGCACCUUCGGGUGUGGAAAAUUAUUAUUCGACCGUGAGAGUGGGUGAGGGAGGAGCGAAGAGGAGAAGGAGGUGGUGGAGCAGCAGCAGUGCAGGAAAGAAAAAGAAGGCCAAAUUUUUACAGUGUGGUGGCAGCCUACUUGUCUUGUUUCGUGCCUGGGAGAGAGGGUGACGACGACGUUGUUGUUUUUCUGCCUGCUGCCUCUGCUUCUGCCCCUUGGUGACGAAUCCGAGUGUGCUGUGAGAGUGAAAAUCCGAGUGUGAAAUACUUAUUUUGCUGCUAAACAAAAGUCAUCGCGACUGGGAACAAAGCAAGCGAGUUCUCGAGUAAAGCAAGAGGAACCUUUUUGAGUCUUUUAUUGCCUCAGAACCCGCGUUCCGGAGUGACCACAACAGGAAGAAGUUAGGUAGAUCGAGCAAAAAAAAAAAAAAAGAUGGAUUCCGACGACGAGAGUUUCGACGAGCACGACUCGGGUAAUGUGUCCAGCGGGGACGACGAUUUUGCGAUGGAUGUGGACAUAAACCAACCCGCCCGGAGCCAGCAGGAAGAGGACUACCCGUUCGAGGUGCUGACCACGGAGGAGAUCGUCCAGCAUAUGGUGGAUUGCAUCAAGGACGUCAACACCGUGGUCGAGAUUCCCGCCACCACGACCCGCAUCCUGCUGAACCACUUCAAGUGGGACAAGGAAAAGCUGAUGGAGCGGUUCUACGACGGCGACCAGGAGAAGCUGUUCAAGGAUGCACACGUGAUCAACCCGUUCCGGAAGCCCAGCACAGUCAGCAAGCCAAAGAUCAAAAAAUCUGGAACGGAAGAUUGUGAGAUCUGCUACUCGUCAUUUCCGCCCAGUAUGAUGACUGGGCUGGAGUGUGGUCACCGGUUCUGCACCCAGUGCUGGCAGGAGUACCUGACCACGAAGAUCGUCGAGGAGGGCCUCGGGCAGUCGAUCGCCUGUGCCGCCCACGGCUGUGACAUCCUCGUGGACGACGUGACCGUGAUGCGGCUCGUCCAGGACUCGCGCGUCAAGCUCAAGUACCAGCACCUGAUUACGAAUAGCUUCGUCGAGUGCAAUCGACUCCUGCGCUGGUGCACGUCCGCCGACUGCAACUACGCGAUCAAGGUGCAGUACGUGGACCCGCGUCCGGUGACCUGCAAGUGUAACCACAUGUUCUGCUUCGAGUGCGGUGAAAACUGGCACGAUCCGGUGCAGUGCCGCCUGCUGCGGAAGUGGAUCAAAAAGUGCGACGACGACUCGGAGACGUCCAACUGGAUCGCGGCCAACACGAAGGAAUGUCCCAAGUGUAACGUCACGAUCGAGAAGGACGGCGGCUGUAACCACAUGGUUUGCAAGAAUCAAAACUGCAAGUACGAUUUCUGCUGGGUUUGUUUAGGAUCCUGGGAGCCACACGGUUCGUCCUGGUACAACUGCAACCGUUACGACGAGGACGAAGCACGCGCCGCUCGUGACGCCCAGGAAAAGUUUAGAUCAUCGUUAGCCAGAUACUUGCACUACUACAACCGUUACAUGAAUCACAUGCAAUCGCUGAAGUUUGAACACAAACUGUACGCCUCGGUCAAGGCCAAGAUGGAAGAGAUGCAGCAACACAACAUGUCCUGGAUUGAGGUCCAAUUUCUGAAGAAGGCCGUCGACAUUCUGUGCCAGUGCCGCCAGACGCUGAUGUGCACGUACGUGUUCGCGUACUACCUGCGCAAGAAUAAUCAGUCGAUGAUAUUCGAGGAUAAUCAAAAGGACCUGGAAACUGCCACGGAGAAGCUCUCCGAGUAUCUGGAGCGGGACAUUACGUCGGAGAAUCUGGCCGACAUCAAGCAGAAGGUGCAGGACAAGUACCGAUACUGCGAAAAGCGUCGGAAGGUUCUGCUCGAUCACGUGCACGAGGGCUACGAAAAAGAUUGGUGGGAUUACACCGAUUGAUAAAGUGUUGUGAACCAUCGGAAAAUACACUCUCUCACACACACACACACUCGUAGAAUAUUUUGACGCACUCAAGAAAGCAGAUGAGAGGUAUAUAAAAAAGCAGCAGCAGUUAUGAAAAGAUGAAAAAAAUUACACACACAUAAAAAAUAAAACAAAUCUAUAGACAAAUAUCUAUACUGGCGGCGAUAUCCAGCUGGAUAAAACAAUAGCAAAAAAGGUAAAAAAAAAAACAAACAAAAAUCUGUAAGUAUUUCAACACUUAAACGGGGCGUACUUUUACGUUCGCAGCGUACGUCCUUCGUCAGAUUAUUUAGCCGAAGAGAAAGGAGAGACAACAAAUAGUGUUUAUGAAAUAAUAAAAAAAUCGUUGUUAUUUAUCUGUUCUUUCUGAUUCGUCUCUCAUUUCGCUCUGUACCAAAUUAGCGCUGGUUCCCAAACUCUUGUUGAAAGCGAAACACACUUUUCCUCCCGUAGUUGAUCGAGGUUUAGAAGUAGAGUGUCAAUCACACAUUUGAGAGAGACCUUCGGAAAGAAGCUUCCGUUGCAAUAGGAACACGUACCGAAUGUAAUUGUGAUCAGAAAAGAAAAACAAGCAACUGCAAGUCAAACAUCUCCAACUUUUCAUUUUUUAACCGUACGAAAUAACUUUGCUCUGAAAAAACAACAAACAAAUUAACCUCCGGCUAAUUUGGUAUUUGCCCAAACUUGUAAACGUCUCACUCACGCUGUGUUUGUUGAAUAACUAAGAAGAAAAAAAUAGUCUUUUAGCUUUGCACCGUGUUAUUAUUAUUUCUUUUAUCUCUUAGCUCUUUUGAAAUGAUUUUCAUAUAUUUAUUACUAAACCAAAUGCACUUUGCGGCAUUUGCCUACCUUGCUCCCAAUGCCCCAUCCCCUCAAAACAGUUCUGUCUCUUUAUUGCCCCCCCUGCCUAGCUUUAGCAUGCUUGAAACGGAUUUAAGCAGACAAUGAAAUCAAGUAAACAGAAAAAAAAUCAAUAAAGAAAACUCUUUGAAAAGUGAUAUAAAAUUUUAACGAAGAAAAAAAAAACAGAUAACAAAAACAGAUUAUAUAUUAAAGUGAUGUGACAGAAUAUAUAAAACAAAAACCGGAGAAAAGAGAAAAGUAAGCAUUAUAGGAAGAUGAUGAAGCGGAAGAAGAAAAAAAGUAACCAAUUAUAUAACGGAAUGGAUAUGUUAGAAAAAAAACGGUAAUUUUCUCAUUAUUUUGUCUCAUUUCGUUAACUCAGAAGGUAAGCAACAAGGACAAGGUUAAAAAAUGAAACACACACACACGCAAUGUAAAACCCGAUCGGAUCAAAGAGCAGAAUAAAUAAGAGCUAAAUUGAAUUAGUUUCCUA
Culex pipiens pallens (northern house mosquito) is the source of this 3510-nucleotide messenger RNA. RefSeq names its product E3 ubiquitin-protein ligase ariadne-1 (gene ari-1). Gene Ontology annotation, biological process: protein polyubiquitination; ubiquitin-dependent protein catabolic process; positive regulation of proteasomal ubiquitin-dependent protein catabolic process. Gene Ontology annotation, molecular function: ubiquitin conjugating enzyme binding; ubiquitin protein ligase activity; zinc ion binding. Lineage: Eukaryota; Metazoa; Arthropoda; Insecta; Diptera; Culicidae. The transcript has 9 exons. The record is from RefSeq and is a predicted model, not a curated record. Gene Ontology annotation, cellular component: ubiquitin ligase complex; cytoplasm; nucleus. Bases 654 to 2150 code for a protein of 498 amino acids.